Elephantulus edwardii (Cape elephant shrew) is the source of this 1491-nucleotide messenger RNA. It is a transcript of the gene TCAIM, whose product is annotated as T cell activation inhibitor, mitochondrial. The coding region runs from base 1 to 1491 and encodes 496 amino acids. Lineage: Eukaryota; Metazoa; Chordata; Mammalia; Macroscelidea; Macroscelididae. The record is from RefSeq and is a predicted model, not a curated record. Gene Ontology annotation, cellular component: mitochondrion. The transcript is spliced from 10 exons.
AUGUUUUGCCACCUGAGACCUAUGAGAAGGUUAUGUAUAUCGAAGAUUCUCCCAAACUGGCUUCUGUACUCAAGAUCUUUAUCCGGAGCCGAAGCAGUCAAUGCUUUGAGGCCUUUCUAUUUUGCGGUGCACCCAGAUUUCUUCGGACAGCACCCUAGAGAAAGGGAAGUCAAUGAAAAUUCUCUUAAGAGAUUAAGUGUCUACUUAGAAAACCUCCAGAAACCAGGCUUCAAGUCUUUGAAACCAACUCAGCUCACAUUUUAUGUCAGAGAAACAGACCAAAGCUCUUCUGAUGGCCAGGAGCCCUUUAGUGCAUCGGGAUUCCGGACCGUGAGGUUUACUUUGCACACCAGAGACCUGCUGACCACCGUGCUCGAUAUUCUCAACUCCUGCAGUUUAUCCACCAAGCAUAUCCAAAGCUUGAGUGCUCAGGUGCAGUCCCAGCCUCACAAGGAAGGCAGGAGGAUGCCAGACCGGCCCAUCAAAUGGGACAAAUCUUAUUACUCCUUCACCGGAUUUAAGGACCCUGAGGAAGACCUCGAGCAGGUGUCAAGGAUGGAAACAACCCUCAUAUCCUGGCUAGAUAGCAAUGAAAAAAGUGCCAUUAAAAAGCUGAGGGAGAGUUUGCCACUUAGGAAAGAACUUGAUCGUCUGAAAAGUGAACUCUCUCAUCAGUUGCAGCUCUCAGAUAUCAGGUGGCAGAGGAGCUGGGGGAUCGCCCAUCGCUGUAGCCAGCUGCAUAGUUUAGGCCGAUUAGCACAGCAGAACUUGGAAACUCUUAAAACUGCAAAAGGAUGCACACUGAUAUUUACAGACCGGUCCGGGAUGAGUGCCGUGGGCCACGUGAUGCUGGGGACAAUGGACGUCCAUCAUCACUGGACAAAACUUUUUGAAAGAUUGCCAAGUUAUUUUGACCUUCAGAGAAGGCUGAUCCUUUUAGAAGACCAGAUAAGCUAUCUUCUGGGUGGCAUCCAAGUCGUUUAUGUUGAAGAGUUACAGCCGGUGCUGACACUCGAAGAGUAUUACUCUCUCCUUGAUGUGUUCUAUAACAGACUGUUGAAAAACAGAAUACCUUUCCAUCCUCGAAGCCUGCGUGGUUUACAAAUGAUCCUUAACAGUGACAGAUACGCUCCCAGCUUGCAUGAACUCGGGCAUUUUAACAUCCCAGUCCUCUGCGACCCAGCCAGCCUCCAGUGGUUCAUUCUCACCAAAGCCGAGCAGGCAAGAGAGAAUCUGAAGAAAAAGGAAGAGUUAAAAGUUAUUGAAAAUGAAUUGAUAAAGGCUUCAACAAAGAAGUUCUCCCUGGAGAAGUUAUAUAAGGAGCCCAGCGUUUCCAGUAAACAAAUGGUGGAUUGCUGUAAAAGACUUCUUGAACAGUCAUUGCCUUACCUCCAUGGGAUGCAUCUCUGUGUGUCCCAUUUCUACUCUGUCAUGCAAGACGGCGACCUCUGUAUUCCUUGGAACUGGAAGGAUGGAGAAGCUGCCAAGUAA